GAUAAUUAAAUGCAUAUUAGGAUGAAAAGCGAUAUGAGAUUUGAUUAACUUAAACUUGAUUACUUAUAAGGAAAUAGUUCAAAAAUACUAAAAUCAGAAUAAGAUUCUACUUAACCUUCGCAAACUUAAAUUUUUUAAGGAAAUCUUGUUGAAAAUAAAACAGACAGAUAAUUAUCUCCUAUAAUAAAAAGUAAUAGGUCUAGACAUAAGUUAAAACAAUGUUAAUCUCUUGUUCUUGAUAAUGAUCCAGAUCUUGAAGAAUUUUCUAUUUGGGGAGAUUUGGAAGAAUUGCCUGUCGGAAAUGACUAAAGUGAUAAUAUAGUUUCUUUUUUGGAAUUAUACAAAUAUCGAUAUGAAAAAACAACUAAGAAAGCAGUUUCUUGUUAUAAUAUUAUAUAAAUGACAAAAAAGUAAAGUUCAUGUAUAAAGAUUAGAUUAAUAAAUAGACAUUCAAUAGCUAGAUUAAAAUAUUAUGGAAUAAACAAAUUAUAAUGGAUAGAUUUUAGGGAUUGGAGUAGAUCAGGCAAUCUUAAUUCUUUGUGA
This is a messenger RNA of Paramecium sonneborni, 543 nucleotides long. Lineage: Eukaryota; Ciliophora; Oligohymenophorea; Peniculida; Parameciidae. The record is from the annotation of a GenBank genome assembly.